Molecule: messenger RNA, 2154 nt
Organism: Acanthaster planci (crown-of-thorns starfish)
Lineage: Eukaryota; Metazoa; Echinodermata; Asteroidea; Valvatida; Acanthasteridae
Source: RefSeq, a predicted model, not a curated record
AAAGUGUACUCGCAGGAGCCUAUGCCUGAGCCUAUACCAUGUACCAUCACGCACCAAGGCUAUAUCAGUUUCCGUCACGCGACCGCAAAAACAUUGACACGUAGGCUAACUUUAAUUAUUUUGCUUGAGAAGGUUAAACCUUCAUUAAAGUCUUCACUUACACUCGAGCCAUCCUUGCGCAGUUAGGCUACAUUUCUACAAGUUUAACGUGGUAAACAUUGUGUCACUUGGCCCAAAAAACGUCAGGCCUUGUUUUUGGUUCAGCGAUCUGACUGUGCAUUAUACACAGCAGGCCUACAUUCAGUGGACAUUUUCAACUCCACCAUUCACUAGCUAGCUUGCCCUUCCUCAUUUGUCGAACCUGGACUUCGAAGCACUUAUGGCAAAAAAGAAUCGUUCCAGAACUCCAGUGAAUAAGGCCUCUCUUGAUCCGGCACCUAUGGCUGAACCAGCUGUGGGCGAUCUACCAGAUGCCGCUAGUGAGAAUGCCUCUGAACCCUGCAUGCCCGAGGCAGCGAAAGAGGUCCCUGGAAUGUCGUCUACUGCAUUGUCAGCAGAUGAAACCCUGGAGGCAAGCUGCACUGAAGACAAGCCAACGGUGACUGACGACUCAGAUUCCAAUGAUACUGUUGAACUCAAAGAGGAUGAGGCGACUUCUGGAGACCAGGCCAAGGGAGGAUCCCAAGCGUCCAUCCCAGAGGAAGCAGAGAAGUCCCUUGAUCAUGACACCCAAGAGCUAGAUGAGGAGGGUGGAUUGCCACAAAACAAACCCCAAGUUGAGGAGGUCCAGGACCAAGAACGCAAGCGUCCCUUGGAAGGUGCAGAGAAUGACGAGGGCAGUGCGGCCAAGAAAGUCAUGUCAGAGGUCAGUGCCAAUACUCCUGGCAAGACUGUCGGUUGUGAAGAGUGAAAUCCAGGUAUGACUCAUUUUUCUCACCUUUUUUCAUGAGUUUUUGACCUGGACGUUCCGGAAGUUUGAGAGUGUGUUAGCAGUGCUGAGGGUGUUCAUUUAUGAAUUCCAGAAUAACUAUGACCGAGGAAUUUAGAAUUAAGAGUUAGAAGUUGUAAAAAGUACCAACAUUUGACAAAUAUUUACGUCAAUGAAGAACACACAUGGUUGUCUUCCUCUACAUUGAAAACUUCAAUUUAUAUUUACCAUCAUUGUUAUUUAAAUUGAAUGCUAAUUACUUGAUGUUGAUGACUGAUUUAUUCCCAAGUAGUGUGGGUUAAUAUUAUUCACUUCUGUGUUCAAAUACUGUGACUUUUAAAAUUGUUGCCAUUUUUAACUGUACAUUCUAAAAACUUGGCCUUUUUGCCGUGUUUUCCAGACACUUUCAAGUUUUCAGAUAAAGGUGUCAGUGUUAUUUGAAGUGUUGAAUCCUUUCAAAAGCAAGUCCUGUAAAGCAGUAAAAAAGAUGUAAUUCUGAUGUCUUCAUCUUCAUGAAAAUGUGUCCCGAAUACACAGUACUUGCUUCGUUGUAGGUGUCCUCGUGUAAACACUCUUGAUAUCAUGAAAUGAGUUCAGACGUUUCUCAAGUUUUUGUAGAGAUUAAGGUUUACGAAAUUGAAGAUCAUUUCCAUCAUUUGUGAGUGCUUUCCUAAAGUGAAAUUUCAGCCUAUACCUACACAUAAAUGCCCUGGAAAGAAUGCCGACCGCUAUCAAAUAUCAUAUGGUAUAUGAAUUACUUGAGUCAUUCCGGCAAUUCCACAAUUCUAUGGUCAAUUUUCAUUUUGCCUCAUGCUGACACUAAUGAAACAUCUUUAACUUUAAAUUGAAACAAUUCCAAACAAUUUUUUUUUCAAUAAAUGAGCUGAUUUAUUAGCGUAUACUGCAUGUGUAGUAUAUAUCAUACUAACAAGAAACUAGGGGUUAAAGGUAUAAAACAGUACAAAACUACAAAAAUAGUUAUCAAAAUGCAUAGCUGUGAAUAGAAACUUGACUAAGAGAAUUGCAUUUAAACUUUGGAAUGCGUAAUUUCUUAUAUCUAUCUUCAAAGAAUGUUUUACUGUUUUGAAAGAGUUUGACAUGUUACCACGUUAAGAAAUGGAUGCAUUUGUUGUUAAAAUUCUAUUCUAUAGAGUUGUUUUAUUUGUUAAAUGUUAACGAAAUGCAUAUUGUUUUUAAACAAAUACAACACGGGAGACUGUCCUAGA